AUGACAAGUGAUAACAAAACCAUCGCAGGUGGUUCCAAGAAGCGACCAGUGUCAGGAGCAAGCGACAACAAGAACAACGACCAAAGCAGUCUAAAACAAUCUAAACUUAGCUGUCCACCUGCUGAUGACAAAACACUUGGAAACUGCAUUGAGACUAUCAAAGACGAAAAGGAAUGUUUCCAUGAACGUGUAACGGAUGAUGAAAAAGAGACCUUCAAGUAUAUGAUGAUCAAGACAUUGGGACAAAAUGAAGAUUUUUUCAAACCGACUCAAAGCAUUCUGAUGGUCGACUUGGCUCAUUUCUUGAAAACUGGAGAAACUGAAGUGAUCGUCGCAGGUACUGAGGCAACUGCAUUGCAGAGGGUGGCAAGCAUUGAGUUUGACAUUAAUGCCAGCAAGAUGGUGUACAAACGAGAUUUGACCGCAUUUGUCGAUGAGGUGAAAAAUCUCUUCGACUGGUUAGAAAAAGGGUCAAAAGUGUACAUGGCACCGUGCUUCCCACUGCUACAAUCCAGCGGAGCUGGCAAGACUAAACUGCUCCACAAGUCGCGAUGCUCCAUGGCAAAGAAUGAUCCCGAUGUCCACAUGAAACUCAUAUGCACGAACGGAAAGUCUCCUCCAGAAAUGUCGUCACAAAACGGCAGCAUUUUUUCCAAGACUUUGGACGUGAGCCAAUUUCAAGUGGACGAAGAAGGUCAAAAGAAGCUUUGGGAGAAAAUGGUGGCCUUGGUCAAGACCGAGAAGGAGAAGAAGAAGAAGGUUGUAUUUCUCUUUGACGAGUCCCAGCACCUAACCAGCAGCUGUGAUGGGUGGCAUUUCCGAUGCAUACGGUGGUGGCUCCGAUUGGUUUGCAUUUUUGUCUGCGUACCAACGACAACCAGUUUGAAAUAUGGGGGGCCCUUGUUUGGACGAUUGCAACUGAACGGAAAGUUGAAGGAUGCCCUUGGACAUAUCUUGCUUCGAAUAAGAGGUGCGGGCCAGGAGCUCUCGCUGCAGAAGUAUUAUUCUCUCUUGGCGACGCGGCUUCAAAUGGGUCAAGUGUUGUUGGAUUUUGCAUCAGAACUGGUGGCUUUGGGAUACGCACACCUGACUCACUAUUCACAAGAACAGACUGCAGUGGCCGAGAUUGCGUUUGGUAACCUGUAUGAGUACGUUGAUGGUAUCUCGCUGGGGUGCGGCAAACCCCCAUCUGUCUGGUCAGAAAAGGCCAUCAAGAUAUACUCCUCUGCAUUGUGCCGCCCCAAAAAGGGAGACGUCGGUGAGGUUGCAGCUGCCUUUUACAUGCUGGCUUGCGGGGAUGAAUUGAGGUUCGAGCACUCACGAGAUCUCACUCAGCUUUCUGUUCCACGAGAGAACUGGAUUGCAAGAAUGCAACAGAGCAAAGGUGCUAAGUUAUGCAAAAGUACAGCAAAACCAAGUGUCAAUUUCAUUCAAGUUUGUCGGAAUUAUUUACGUUACAGUUUGAAAGAGAUUGAGGAUAGCAGACUUCUCUAA
Molecule: messenger RNA, 1494 nt
Organism: Cylindrotheca closterium
Lineage: Eukaryota; Bacillariophyta; Bacillariophyceae; Bacillariales; Bacillariaceae
Source: the annotation of a GenBank genome assembly